Molecule: messenger RNA, 1425 nt
Organism: Emys orbicularis (European pond turtle)
Lineage: Eukaryota; Metazoa; Chordata; Testudines; Emydidae
Gene: BMP3
Product: bone morphogenetic protein 3
Exons: 3
Coding region: 1-1425 (474 amino acids)
Biological process (GO): osteoblast differentiation
Cellular component (GO): extracellular region
Molecular function (GO): cytokine activity; growth factor activity
Source: RefSeq, a predicted model, not a curated record
AUGACUGGGUCGCCCCGCUCGCUACUGUGCCUCUGCCUCGGCUGGAGCUGCCUGUGCCUGGCGCUGGGGGACCUGCUGCGAGCGCACCUCGUGGGGCUCCGGAGGAAGGCUGCCCUGGGAGGAGUCACGGGCGGCCGAGCCCGGGCGGCAGGUGACCCUGGCCCCGCACCGCAGCAGCUGCCGCCGGGCGACAAGGUCUCGGAACACAUGCUCCGGCUCUAUGACAAGUACAGCGGCGCCCGGCGCCAGGAGCUCCCCGGCCUCCACCCGCUGCACCUCCGGGAGGGCAACACGGUCCGCAGCUUCCGAGCCCUGCCAGCGGGGAGCCCAGGAAGCAAAGAGCCACAUGUUUUUAAUCUGACCUCCCUAACCAAGUCUGAAAAUAUCUUGUCGGCGUCAUUGCAUUAUUACAUUGGGGACCUACUAAAUGCUACCUGGAGUUGUCCCCGAUCCGGAGGCUGCUCUCGUCAUGGACACAGGAAACCUGAAAUUCAAAUAGAUCUCUCGGUGUUGAGCUUUCCUUCUGAUGGGAACCAAACUCGAACCCUGGGACGUUUUCUAAUAAAUGUUUCCAUGGCUUAUCGGGAUGUCCUUUCCUGGCAGUGGAAGGACAUUACUCAUGUCCUGAGUGAGGCAAAGCAGAAUGAUGAACUUCUGAUUGGUGUGAAAAUGGCCUUGACUGGCCGCUAUUCCUGGAGGAGGAUUCCGUCCUGCUAUGAACCUUACAUCCUGGUGUACGCCAAUGACUCUGCUAUUUCAGAACCAGAGAGUGUUGUUUCUAGCUUGCAAGGACACCGUAAUUCCCUGGUUGAGGGUUUCCCCAGACCGGAAGGCCACUCAAAGAGCAGCCUUGGUGAACAGCGACGGAAACGUUCCACCAACAUCCUGUUGCCCUUGCAGAACAACGAGCUCCCAGGUGCCGAGUACCAGUACAAUGAGGAUGAGGGGUGGGAAGACAGGAAACCCUACAAAACCCUCCAGCCGCGGCUGGCAGAGAGGACAAAGGGUAAGAAAAAGCAGAGAAAGAACAACCACCAGAAGAGCCAAACGCUCCAGUUUGAUGAGCAAACCUUGAAGAAGGCAAGAAGGAAGCAAUGGAACGAACCAAGAUACUGUGCACGGCGCUAUCUCAAAGUGGAUUUUGCAGACAUUGGCUGGAGCGAAUGGAUUAUUUCCCCUAAAUCCUUUGAUGCAUAUUACUGCUCAGGUGAAUGCCAAUUCCCCAUUCCAAAGGUCUUGAAGCCAUCGAACCAUGCCACCAUCCAGAGCAUAGUGAGAGCAGUUGGGGUCAUCCCUGGUAUUCCUGAGCCUUGCUGCGUCCCUGACAAAAUGUCUUCUCUCAGCAUCCUAUUCUUUGAUGAAAAUAAGAACGUGGUGCUUAAGGUCUACCCCAACAUGACAGUGGAGUCCUGUGCAUGCAGAUAA